UCGAAAACCCCCCCAACUCACCCGAUCACCUUCCUCGCCUGACUCGAAUCCCAUCCCACUCAUCUCAUCUCUAACCUCAGCUGGCGCCGUUCAGGCAGCACCCAUCCUCCUCACUCUGUUCUCAGUCAGCCGGCAGCCGCUACAGUCUCAUUCAGCCUUUUAACUCGCUUAACUCAGCCCUCACUUGCAAGCAGCCAGCUCGCCUCCUCCUCAAGUCUCUCGCUCUCUCUCUCACUCGAAGAUUUCAAGUUUCAACGCGUCUCACAAUUCAGAAAUCAGGCCUCUCAACGUCAACGGACCAAUAUGCUAUGGAGAUGCCACUGGGGCAUCCUCCCUUCAACGCGAAGAACUGUGGUGCUCAAAGCAGUUCGUUUCAUGUCAGUUCACCUUUUUUCAGCUCCAGAGGCAAGUUCAACAGACAAAAAUCAAACUUUUUCUUGGGAGAAAAGGAGACUUAUUAUUACUCCUCAAAUUGUUAACUCUACUCUACUGAACUGCCCUUCUAGUUUAAUUACUUUGAGCUUUUUCAUAUGGUGUGCUAAGCAACCCAAUUAUUUCCAUGAUGCUCAAGCAUUUGAUUGUAUGGUUAACGUUCUCUCUCAGUUAACUAAAAAGUAUGUAACUGUCAGAAGAAUUGUUGGGGAAUUGGAAAAUGUUGGCUGUGUGAUAAAACCACAAACUUUCUUGCUUUUGUUGAGGAUUUAUUGGUGUGGUGGAUUAUAUGAAAUGGUUUUUGAGACCUUUUUUGAAAUGGACGCUUUUGGGUUUACUCCUAAUACAUUUGCACGUAAUGUUAUCAUGGAUGUUUUGUAUAGAAUAGGGCAUGUUGAUGGAGCUAUCAAGGUUUUGAAAGAAACCCAAUUUCCGAAUUUCUUGACUUUUAAUAUUGCUUUGUGUAAUUUAUGCAAGUUGGGUGAUUUGUCUAACAUGAAGAAUGUUAGUAGAAGAAUGCUCCAGCAGGGAUAUUAUCCUAAUGUUAAGACAUUUGAGAUGGUCUUGAAUUGUUUGUGUAAAAUGGGUAGGCUAGCAGAGGCAUAUCAAGUGUUGGGUUUGAUGAUUACUCUCGGAGUUUCUGUAUCAAUAAAUGUUUGGGGUAUAUUGAUUGAUGUUUUUUGUCGGUUUCAUCAACCUGAUUUGGCAUAUGCUUUGUUUAAUAAGAUGCUCAGGACUGGUUGCUCUCCUAAUCUGGUGAUUUACACUAAUUUGAUCAAGGGAUUCUUGGAUUCCAAAAUGGUUAACACUGCUUCAAGCAUUCUAAAUAGAAUGGAAUCUGAUGGAUAUGUUCCUGACUUGGUUCUCUGUAAUGUAUUAAUAGAUUGUUUAUCCAAAGUUGGGAGAUAUGAUGAUGCAUUUGAUAUUUUCCUGAGUUUGCCAGACAGAAAAUUGGUACCUGAUUCUUACACAUUUUGCUCCUUGUUAUCUAACAUAUGUUUGUCCCGGAGGUUUUCACUAUUACCUAAUAUAGCUAGUGGACUUGCAAUAGAAGGGGACCUAAUGGUUUGCAAUUCCCUACUAAACUACUUUUGCAAGGCUGGCUAUCCAUUGCAUGCUGUAGAAUUAUAUGAUUACAUGCUUGAUAGAGGUUUAACACCUGAUAAGUAUAGCUUUGUUGGAUUACUUUGUGGGCUUUGUGGAGCAGGAAAAUUUAAUAAAGCUGUUGGUGUUUAUCAAGGAUUGAUAAUGUCUUACCGUGGUCUUGAUGCUCAUGUCUAUACUGUCAUCAUAGAUAGGCUCAUAAGAGUUGGUAAAUAUCACACAGCCGUCAAAUUGUUUAGGAGGGCACUUGUAGAGAAAUAUCCUCUAGAUGUUGUAUCAUACAAUGUUGUCAUCCAUGGAUAUCUCAAGAGUGGAAGGAUAGGAGAAGCUUCUACUUUGUACAACCAGAUGAAGGAAAUUGGUGUUUUACCUAAUGCGCACACAUAUAAUUUGGUCAUUUCUGGUUUCUGCAUGGAAAGAGAUGUCGAAAUGGUCAAGCAGUUGAUGCAAGAAAUCAGUGGGACAGAAGUUCAGUUGAACCAUCACACUGUGAACAGCGUAGUUAAACUGCUGUUCAAAUCAUAUCCAUAUCCUUCAGCCUUCAAUCAAUUAGUUGAAAUGUGGAAAUCUGGAUUGAUACCUGAUGAUGCAAUGUAUGCACAAUUCUCCAAGGGUCCUGCAUCUGGAAUAAACAUUGCUCAUGAUGAGCGCUUGCGUGUGAGGGAUAAAGUAUGGGCAGAUUCAUCUAGCUUUGAUGACCUUCCUGAUGUGGCUGCUUCUGUUGGCUGAGCUGUUGUCAGCAAAUAAGUCAUCUCAUAUCUCAGUAGAUGGAGCAGCUUCUUGGAUUCUGUGUAGUUGUGCUCUCCAAUGGAAUGUAAUCCCAACUAUGAAGCCAGGGUCUGUCAGAAAAAUGGAGUCUCGAAUAGGUUGAGCAGAAUAUGGUGUGAAUGGUUGGGGAAAGAAGCUCCAAGAAAUGAUGAUAAGGUACAGGUUCCAAAGAACGAAUUUUCUGUUGUUAUUUUUGCUUAUAAUAUUGAUCUAGGCAGAAAGAAAUUGCUCAAUGACGACAUAUUACUUUUAGCUUAUGGUUCUCCCACAGAAUUGGGUAAUGUUGAAUCUGCCAGCAGGAAAAGGAAAGUCAUUUUCUGACCCAGAGGAUAUAAGUGAUUCUUUGUGUAAUCAGUGCAAUUCACCUGGGGAAGACUCUUCAACUUCAAAUGGUGCUUCUUCAAACUAGCAUUAGAUCAAUAAGAUGAUUAGCUUCUGCUCAAAAGAUUUAUAUCAAGUAAGGCUAUAAGGUGAGGGUUAAGACGGCAACAAUGUAUAGCUGCUGAAAGAAUGUGUUAUGUGUGUUAACAAAAGAUGCUUCCUGGGAAAAAUGUAGCAACGGUCUUGAACUUGAAUACUGGAAAACUUGUUUGCGGUAGUAGAAUGGGGAAAUUUGUGGCCAUUCCAUUUAUAUCACGCUUCAUGCCUUAUACAUUGGAUACUUCUGGGAGCUCGAGACAAUUAAAAACCAUUCAAUUAAUCCAAAAAUAAGGAGAAGAGCUAGGAGACAAAUGGAACGAAAUGCAGUGAGAUGUGAAAGGAUUUGAAGAUUAAACUUACAGGGUUGCUAAUUUCUUCCGUACUUUGCCCAGAGUGUCGAGGUACUGAAAUUGAGGUUGAGGGAGAUAAGCUGGAGAAGCUGAUAUCUCUCUGUCUCAGAUGUUUAGAUUCAAGAUUAAAGUGAGCGAUGGUUGUAGAGCAUGAACGAAAAAUCCUGAAAUGUUGGAUAAUUGUUGAACAGGGUUUCAUUUUUCUUCUGAAUCUGGAGAGAUGGUUCAGAUAUCCAGACUUGUGCUCAGUAUUCCCCUUUUUGCAUCAAUGAAAAUUGAAGACCUUAUAUUCACUCAACUUUGGUGUUUGCUGUAAGUAUUGCCUCAAAAAUUGCUCCAUUCACAAGUGUGAAUGAGGCACAAGUUUGGUAGGGGCUGAAUCAUGUGCAAUUGACAUUAGUAAACCGUAAUAAAAUCGCUGCAUCUCAUUCUAUUUUUCA
This is a messenger RNA of Hibiscus syriacus, 3514 nucleotides long. RefSeq names its product putative pentatricopeptide repeat-containing protein At1g16830. The coding region runs from base 304 to 2265 and encodes 653 amino acids. NCBI's taxonomy places the organism in Eukaryota, Viridiplantae, Streptophyta, Magnoliopsida, Malvales, Malvaceae. The transcript has 5 exons. Gene Ontology annotation, molecular function: protein binding. The record is from RefSeq and is a predicted model, not a curated record.